GACUCGUGCAUAAACCUGAUAGCCCACGAUCAUGCCUCAGUGUGGCCAGCUAGAGCAACUUCUUCGACCGCAUUUCGUCAAACACCUUUCCCUCCCUUCACCUUCUCACUCUCUCUCCAACGCCGGGAUGAGCCUGCUGCGAUCCGCUUCAGCGCGAUCGAAACCCGUGCUCCAUUCCCUUAAACCCCGCUUGAACCCCGCCCUCAAUCUCUCACCUUUCCUCCGUUCCUUCUCCACGGACCAUGACCCUGAAGCAGAGCCUGAACCAGAACCGCCGCACCAACCCCAGGACGACGACCCAAUAGUCACCCAAGCGCUCGACCUCCUUCAAGCCCCCGAGAGCUCAUGGAACACCGCCGAUCUCAGCCGACUCCUCUUCUCCAGUUCUCCUGCCGCCCCUGCACACUUGGCCAAGAUCACCCUCGGCUUGGGUGCCUCCGACAAAGCCCUCAAGUUUCUCGAUUUCGUUCAGUCGAGUUCUCCACAGGAAGAUGCGCCGGUUCUCCUCUCUCGCACGUUCCAGUCCGUCGUCAAGUUAGCGAGCCGAGAACCCGGUUGGGAGAAGGCCCUGCUUGAGCUCUAUAAGAUGUCGAGGCAGAGGGGCAUUCCUUUGACUAUCAAUGCGUCGACCCUCCUGGUUAGCUUCUUUGGGAGGGCUGGCAUGGUUGAUGAGGCGGUUUCUGUGUUUGAUGGUAUUGACAUAAAUGCGAGAGAUAGGCACCUCUAUGAAUUGUAUGUCGGUGCGCUAGUUAGAUACGGGAGGUUCGAGGGUGCGUUGAAGGUGCUCGACGAAAUGCUCGAGCCACGUUCGAGAUUUGCCGCCUCGGACAUUCCGGGUAAGAUAUUUUUCUCGGCCUUGUUGAGGAGACUGCAAGGAGAUGGGGGUGGCAAUGAGGAUGAGAUUGUUGGGAUUUUCAUGAAGCUUCUCGAACUCGGUGUUUUUCCUGACUCGAUAACACUUUUGAAGAUAAUUAAGAAGCUCUGUAGGAAUGGGGAGAUUGGAAGAGCAUGGGCUCUUGUGCUGCAAGUUAUUCAAUCAGGUGGACCUGUCGAAGCCGCGCCCUGCAAUGUUAUUUUGGUUGAGUUGGGGAAGCAUCUCGACUUCAAGAGGAUGAAUGAGGUUAUGAUUAAGAUGAAAGAAAUCAAUAUUCCACCCGACAUUGUGACCUUCGGAAUACUGAUUAACCAUUUGUGUAAGUUUCGCAGAGUUGAUGAUGCAUUGGAGGUGUUUGAGAGGGUCUGCACCAAACAAGACGAUGAAUUGUCGUGUAAACCUGAUACAGUCAUUUAUAAUUGUCUUAUUGAUGGACUGUGUAAAGUAGGAAGGCUAGAUGAAGGAGCAGAACUACUAAGAAAGAUGACAUUGCAGGGUGGUUGCAUGCCUAAUGUCAUUACUUACAACUGCUUGAUCGAUGGGUACUGUAAAUGCUGUGAGAUCGAUAAGGCUCGUCAGCUAUUUGAUCAGAUGAGUGAACAAGGGGUGCAGCCAAAUGUAGUCACUGUUAAUAUUUUGGUUGAUGGUAUGUGCAAGUUUGGGAGAGUCAAUCGCGCGGUUGAGUUCCUUAAAGAAAUGAAAGUAAGAGGUUUGAGUCCUAAUGUUAGAACGUAUACAUCACUGAUCAAGGCUUUUUGCAAUGUCAACAAUUUUGAGAAAGCCAUGGAGUUGUUCCAGGAACUGUCUAGAUCUGGAUGUUCCCCAGAUUCAAUUGCUUACUACACACUGAUCUCUGGAUUGUGCAAUGCUGGAAGAAUGGAUGAUGCCAGUUCUGUUGCAACAGAGUUGAAGGCAGCCAGGUUCUCACUUGAUGUUGUGUGCUACAAUAAUCUGAUUGGUGGUUUCUGCAGGAAAAAUAGAUUGGAGGAGGCUUAUGAGAUGCUCAAAGAAAUGGAGAGCUCUGGAGUAAAGCCUGAUACUGUCACUUAUAAUUGUUUGUUAUCCUAUUUUGGGAAAACUGGAAAUCUUACAACUGCAAAUAAGUUGAUGAGACAGAUGAUUGAACAGGGUCUCGUUCCCACUGUUGUAUCAUAUGGUGCACUGAUUCAUGGAUACUGCCUGAAAAACAAUGUUGGGGAAGCCAUGAAAAUUUUCAGGGACAUGAAUUGUGUGUCGAAGAUCCCACCCAACACAGUGAUAUACAACAUUCUCAUAGAAUGUCUAUGCAGGAAUGACAAAGUGGAUGGUGCCUGUUCCUUAAUGGACGAUAUGAUGGAAAAAGGGGUGAGGCCGAGUACCACUACAUUUAACGCAUUGUUCAGAGGCCUUCGUCAAACGAAUUGGCUGAAGAAGGCAUUUGAAAUGAUGGAUAGAAUGAAUGAACAUGCUUGUAAACCUGAUUAUGUAACGAUGGAGAUUCUAACAGAAUGGCUUUCAGCCGUGGGUGAAGUAGGGAAACUGAAGAACUUUGUCCAGGGCUAUGAAGUUUCAGCUUGCACUGCCUAAAGUAGAUUUAGCAAGGGAAAGAUAGGAUUCUUGUGCGUUUUCUUCUACUGAUCAGUAGGCCGUAUUCAGGAGAAAGCAGGCACUCAUUCAGAGUCCAAGGAGUGUAUGGUCUUUUGGACUUAAAAAGUGUCCGUUAGGUUACCCAAGAGAUGCCUCAAAGGCCUCAUACUUAUGAAAUAUUUUCUUCAUCUUCCAUCAGAUUCCACAGUCCUUAUUUUGAGAUAAUUGAAGAAGUUAGAUGCGCCGUGAUCAUACUGGAAUCUUUAUUGCUAAGUUUUGUCCAAUUUUUCUCUUCACGUGCUACAAUUUGCAAGAUAAGUUGUACCUGUAAUAAGAGAGAAAUUCUGUUGAUGAUCUUGUGGAAUGUGGUAGAUAGGUGAAGCUUUUGCUUCUCUUCUGACUUAUAUAGUCCAUAUGAUGCUAAGUUACUAUAUCAUUUGGCUUUCAAUAUGUAUGAAUGCUCUCUUUUUUGGGGCCAAA
This is a messenger RNA of Syzygium oleosum, 2920 nucleotides long. Its product is annotated as pentatricopeptide repeat-containing protein At5g28460-like. The record is from RefSeq and is a predicted model, not a curated record. The transcript has a single exon. NCBI's taxonomy places the organism in Eukaryota, Viridiplantae, Streptophyta, Magnoliopsida, Myrtales, Myrtaceae. Gene Ontology annotation, molecular function: protein binding. Bases 32 to 2440 code for a protein of 802 amino acids.